This is a messenger RNA of Coffea eugenioides, 1359 nucleotides long. Its product is annotated as ankyrin repeat-containing protein BDA1-like. The record is from RefSeq and is a predicted model, not a curated record. Gene Ontology annotation, cellular component: plasma membrane. The coding region runs from base 1 to 1359 and encodes 452 amino acids. Gene Ontology annotation, molecular function: protein phosphatase regulator activity; protein phosphatase 1 binding. The transcript is spliced from 2 exons. NCBI's taxonomy places the organism in Eukaryota, Viridiplantae, Streptophyta, Magnoliopsida, Gentianales, Rubiaceae.
AUGGAAGGGUUGGAGAUGGAGAAAAGGCUUCUUGAUGCUGCCUUAGAAGGCGAUGAAAAGACUCUAUAUGAGUUGCUUCAAGAAGACAAACUGGUGCUUCAUAGAGUUUCUCUUUCUUUUUCCAAUUUCAAUCCUAUACAAAUAGCUAUAAUUCGAGGGCACCAAAAAUUUGUUGAAGCAAUUUUGGAUCAUAAUCCUGAGCUAUUGGGGAGCGUACAAGAUUCAGGUCAAAAAUGGUCGUCCCUUCACUUGGCAUCAGCUAGAGGUCAUUUGAGAAUUGUUGAAGCUUUGGUAAAUGCUAAUCCUGACAUGUGUUUCGAUUGUGAUCAAGAUGGAAGGAACCCUCUUCAUGUUGCUGCCAUGAAAGGCAAAAUUGGAGUGUUGGAAGUGUUGAUUCAUGCGAGGCCUUUUGCUGCUCGGGAAAAGACUAGACGUGGGGAGACCAUCUUGCAUUUGUGUGUGAAGUAUCAUCAGCUGGAGGCAUUGAAGAAGUUGGUGGAGGCCGUGGACGAUGAUGAAUUCUUGAAUCAAAAAGAUGGUGAAGGCCUUACAAUAUUACAUUUGGCUGUUAUUGGCAAGCAAAUUGAGAUCAUCAAAUAUUUGCUUACAACCAAAAUAGAUAUCAACUCUAAGAAUGCAAAAGGGCACACAGCAUUGAAUGUGGUUCCACAGAAUCCCAAGGAUAGCCAAAAGGAGAUUGAAAACUCUCUUCGACAAGCAGGGGCAUUAACGGCUGAUGAAAUCACAAAUCAGCAAUCAAAUUUUGGUCAAGGAAAAUGGAUGGAACAGAAAAGCAAAGCGCUAAUGGUAGUGGCAUCGCUUAUUGCAAAUAUGGCUUUCCAAGCUGGCAUAAACCCCGCGGGAGGAGUUUGGCAAGAUGAUCAAACAGAACAAUCGCAAGGAAAUCCUUCGCUAAAUAAUCCACAUAAAGCAGGAAAAUCCAUCAUGGCUUAUCACGACAUUCUGAUUUAUCGAUGUUUCAUUACUCAAAACACCAUUGCAUUUGUUUCAUCUCUGGGCACAAUCUCGCUGCUUAUCAGUGGGCUUCCCUUCAGGCGCAAGGUCUUCAUGUGGAUCUUGAAUGGGGUUAUGUGGUUAACUGCAAGUUCAAUUAUAUAUAGUUAUGGAUUAUCAAUAGGUUUUGUGACACCAGAUCGUGAGGUUAAAAAAGAAAGGCCUUAUGCUGUUGCAACUGUUGCCUGGAGUUUAGUGAUAACAAUCUUUCUUCUGGGAAUAAGUGGUGUUACAAAAAAGUGGAGGAAUCUCUGCGGAAGAAUAAAAUGGAGACCGAGAAAUAGUGUGAGUGGCGUGGUUGAAAACCACAGAAAUAGUAGUAAUCGAGUAGAGCUUCAAAUAUAG